AUGCCUCAUGGAACACCUGCCCCACCUAACAAGCGGAAAAAGCCCUCUAAGAUCAUCACUGACCUGUCACAUGUCACUCAAGAUGAGUAUGAGUCAGAGCCUGAGGCAUCAGAGUUUGACCUGGGGACGAAGAUCAAGACUCCCAAGGACACCAUGCUGGAAGAGCUGAACCUCUUCACCAACAAGGGCUCCAAGAUGUUCCAGAGGAGGCAGAAGCGUGUGGAGAAGUUCAUAUACGAGAACAACCCUGACCUCUUCGGCAGUGAGUCUAUGGAGAACUUCCAGAAGUUGGUCCCCAGCCUGGGUGGCACAAUGAUGUUGGACGCUAGUGGCCACAUGGUGGAGAAGAAGGCAGGCCCUCCUGUGCCCCCUCCCAAACCAGGCAAAGAUGGGCAUGGUCAUGGUCAUGGUCAUGGUCAGGGACAUGAGCAUGAGCAUGGUCAUGAGCAUGGACAUGAGCAUGGACAUGAGCAUGGACACCAUGGACAUGCACAUCAUGAUGAUGUUGCUCCAGGAGAACAUGGUCAUGGUAGUCAUGGAGUAGAGGUUGCCUUAGACAAGGCCAAGAAGAGGCAUGAUUAUGUCCCCUCAUACGUAUCACCAUGGGAAAAGGCCAUGAAGGGCAACCAGGAGCUGACAUCCAGCAUGAGAUAUCAUAUGCCGGGCCCCCAUGCCCACCAUGAUCUGCCCAAGUUCAAGUCCUUCAACAGGAGUGCUACACCGUUUGGGGGCUUUGAUAAGGCCUCGCAGCUCAUGACCUUCCAGCUGCCAGACACCCAUGAGGUGGCCCAUGAUGAGCCUGAACUGGCUAUGGUAUACCAGCAUGAGAUUGGCGCUCGACCCUCCUUCAACCGCACUCCUAUAGGCUGGGUGGGGAGCGGUGAGCCCAGCAGCAUCCACAUCGAGUUGGACGCCAUGCCCUUCGAUGGGGAGACUGACGACCUGUGA
Salvelinus namaycush (lake trout) is the source of this 948-nucleotide messenger RNA. RefSeq names its product myozenin-1-like. The transcript is spliced from 5 exons. Bases 1 to 948 code for a protein of 315 amino acids. The record is from RefSeq and is a predicted model, not a curated record. NCBI's taxonomy places the organism in Eukaryota, Metazoa, Chordata, Actinopteri, Salmoniformes, Salmonidae. Gene Ontology annotation, cellular component: Z disc; actin cytoskeleton. Gene Ontology annotation, molecular function: FATZ binding; telethonin binding; actin binding.